UCGGGCAGCUCGAAGCCGGCGAAGGCCCCCGUGCUGCGGGCGGCGCUGACGUGUCGGUGGGAGCGGCGGCGGCCCCGGCAGCACCAUGUCCAAGGUCACCUUUAAAGUGACGCUCACCUCGGACCCCCGGCUGCCUUACAAAGUGUUAAGCGUGCCUGAGAGCACACCUUUCACAGCUGUCCUCAAGUUUGCUGCAGAAGAAUUCAAAGUUCCUGCAGCAACAAGUGCCAUCAUAACAAAUGAUGGUAUAGGAAUAAACCCUGCACAGACAGCAGGAAAUGUGUUUCUAAAGCAUGGUUCAGAUCUACGGCUCAUUCCCAGAGAUCGUGUUGGGAGCUCAUAACAUCUCCUGAAAGCUGGGGAAUAGGUGACAUUGCUGUGCAGCAGAGGUCUAUUUAUUUUGGAACUCCAAAAUGCAACUGAUGAAUUGGACUUUUUUAAAGCAAGCAGAAAUUACUUCCCAGGAUUUGAUUUUUUUUCUUUGUAAAUGGAGAUAAGGGUUCAUUUUCCUCUAAAAACACAGUAACUCAUGCACUGAUUCUUCCCUGACUAGUAGAACAGGCUGAUUGCAUGUUAUGUUGCUGUAAGAAAGACAGACUUCUCUACAGGUGUUAUUGACACCACAAGAGUAAACACAACCACCAUCAAUAGAUACUUAAAAUACUGGAUAUUGUUGAGCCUACUUCAUGAAAGGGAAAACUGUGUUAUGAUGUUGCUACAAAGAAAUUAUUCCUACUAUGUGCUAAAAGUUGGGGGUUUUCCUAUAUUUUUUUUCCUAAAGUUAUUUCCAUGUGAAGGGGAACAGCUUUCACUGGCUCAAGUAGAGGGGAAAAUUCAGGAGUUUAUUACUCAAAUAAAUAAAUUUAUUUAUUUAUCUGAGUAAUAAACUCCUGAAUAAUAUACAUAAAUAUAAUAAACAUUUAUAGUAAAGCCAAAUGUUCCAAAGUAAUUCUAAGAUUUAAUUGCUGCAAGUAUUUGAGAUCAAGGAGAAUACAGAGAUUUUUGUGCUUUAAGACAUCAUUUUGACAUACUGUGAAGUUAAAUUAAACUCAGUUUCAGAGAAUUUGUGAGACCUAGUCUCCUCACAUGAAGUGCCAUCAUCUGGGAAGGAUUGAAGUGUAAUUGGGAAUUUGUAGACUGGUCAAAUAUGUCAUUCCUUUUUAGUAAACUAAUGCUGGUUCUUUCCAGAAGUCUUGGUUUUGUUGCUGCCUGUUACAUGGAAAACAGCAUAGAAUUCACUGAAAUAUUUUGUUCAGAUUAGAAAUUGCCUUGUGUACACUAUAAGUUGUGUAUUUUAAGUAGAGAAGUUGCUGCUUUUCUUAAAGUAAUUGUCUAUGCUGUGAUUUAAUGUAUUUGGCAAAAUUUUACCAUGUUGCAUUUUUUUUUCUGUUCUACUGAGUUGAACAGAAAGAACAAUGGGUAUUGCAGUGCUUGGUUAAAUGGGUAUUCUCACAAAUACAACUGUCCUGUGCAAUCAUUGUGCUUUAGAAAGAUGUUCAGAUAAUGUGUCAGAUAAUGCAGAAGUACAAAAUGCCCUUCUGAGUGGGUGUAAGAUGAGGAAAUAAAGAAUAACUCUCCAGAAAUCAAUAUUUGCCUAUAAACAGCUUCCAAAUUUAAGAUAAACUGUAAAAUCCUGUAUUUUUCUUUAUUUUUAAUAAAUAAUUAAAUGAAAAAGUGCAAACCUUCCUCUCCUAUUCUUAGAGUUUGAAAAUAAUUAAAAACUGUUCCUGUUAAUUUUUCAGCAUGCUUUGGGAUUAAUUUUGAACCCAAAGAUAGUUAUUAUGCAGAAUUCUACAGAACACUGCCCCAAAGGGCAGAGUGCCUUGUUUUUUGUUAGUCUAAUGCCACAAUAUAAUUAGUAUGAAUAAAAUUAAUUGCUUAUAA
Passer domesticus (house sparrow) is the source of this 1884-nucleotide messenger RNA. It is a transcript of the gene UFM1, whose product is annotated as ubiquitin fold modifier 1. Bases 86 to 343 code for a protein of 85 amino acids. The transcript is spliced from 6 exons. Gene Ontology annotation, cellular component: cytoplasm; nucleus. The record is from RefSeq and is a predicted model, not a curated record. Lineage: Eukaryota; Metazoa; Chordata; Aves; Passeriformes; Passeridae. Gene Ontology annotation, biological process: protein K69-linked ufmylation.